ACAACACGAGUACUGUGAUUUAUUUUGUAUUUAUGUUAUUAUCAGAUUUAGUAAUAUUACUGUUUGGAGAGUGCAUUGCUUUCAAGACAACAAGCCAGUGUUAUACAUCUUCGUAUGAGCAAAUUACGAUGUUAGCAACAGUAUAAUCAAACAAUAAAGCGACUGAAGCCUGACAAAUCUACAUAUCACGGAAAACAGCAGUACCUGUGGAACACUAUAGGAUGUGAGGUCAUAAAAUUAACCCAAACAUCUGAAGGGGCCCAUGGGAUCAGAACGGAUGGAGAUGCGUAAGCGGCAGAUAUCGGUGCAGCAGGAGACAGGGAGCACUGCACAAGCGCAGCAGGAGACAGGGAGCACUGCACAAGCGCAGCAGGAGACAGAGAGCACUGCACAAGCGCAGCAAGAGACACAGAGCACUACACAAGCGCAGCAAGAGACAGGGAGCCGAGGAUCCAAUGCCUGCUGCUUCUGCUGGUGCUGCUGCUGCAGCUGCUCGUGUCUUACUGUUAGGAAUGAAGAUGAAGGUGAUAGGUCUGCACGAGCCUCCCAUGACGUCAGGGCGGAAGGCACCCCAAGCUGCGAAGAAAGCCCAAAGCCGACACUGGAGGAGGUGGGCUCCUGGGGGCAGUCCUUCGACAAGCUAAUGAAAAGCCCAGCUGGACGAGAUGCUUUCCGCGAUUUUUUACGAACAGAGUUCAGCGAAGAGAACAUGCUGUUUUGGCUAGCCUGUGAGGAACUUAAAAAGGAAACCAACAAAAGUGUCAUAGAAGAAAAAGCACGGCUUAUAUAUGAAGACUACAUUUCAAUCCUUUCACCUAAAGAGGUCAGCCUGGACUCCAGAGUUCGGGAAGUGAUCAACAGGAAUAUGCUUGAGACAACAUCCCACACAUUUGACGAUGCACAGCUGCAGAUAUACACCUUAAUGCACAGAGACUCAUAUCCUCGAUUCAUGAACUCUUCAGUCUACAAGAACCUGCUCCGGACCUUAUCGGAACCGUCCUCAGAAUCUUAGGAACUGUCUUUCCUUUUCUUAAAUUAGUUACAAUAGAAAAUGGCAGUGGGCCAAGUGGCCACUCACAGGGACCUUAGACCUAUAGGAUCUGCCCCUGAAAUGUAUACUCAGGCCUAUUUUACUACGGAUUUUAAAGUCUCAAAUCUGCAGAGGGCUCACCACACCACUACCAAGCUAAUGCAGCUUCAGACCAACUUGGCAAGACACUCCAAAGGAUAACUCAAGAAAAAACUAAACAAUAAAAAAGC
Molecule: messenger RNA, 1260 nt
Organism: Polyodon spathula (Mississippi paddlefish)
Lineage: Eukaryota; Metazoa; Chordata; Actinopteri; Acipenseriformes; Polyodontidae
Product: regulator of G-protein signaling 20-like
Exons: 5
Coding region: 263-1012 (249 amino acids)
Source: RefSeq, a predicted model, not a curated record